Molecule: messenger RNA, 2080 nt
Organism: Oncorhynchus kisutch (coho salmon)
Lineage: Eukaryota; Metazoa; Chordata; Actinopteri; Salmoniformes; Salmonidae
Exons: 6
Coding region: 55-1818 (587 amino acids)
Source: RefSeq, a predicted model, not a curated record
GACGGCAGAUAUUUUUGGCCGCACAUCAACGUUAUCUUAUAGCGCAUCAUCAACAUGGAGCCCUCUGGGAACAGAACCCCUGAGGGGAAGGAUAUGAUCCAUCAUCUGGCCAAGAAGGCAGAGAGAUAUGCAGGGACUUCCCAGGCCUCGACUCCAGUUGUGGUCGUGACCCAAUCUCAAACAUCAGUCGGUGUCCCCAAGAAGCGCAUCUACGUAGUACCCAUGCCCCGGCGGGCUCCCAAAGAGCCACAAAUCCAGAUUCGGACUCCCACUGUAGAUGCAACCCAAACCCGGACUCCAGUCCCAUCCACAAAACGCAUCUUUAUUGUAUCCCAACCUUUCUCUGCUGGGGGCUCGACGCAAACCCAGGUACCAGGCACUAGGAAACACAUCUAUGUACUAGCUCAGCCCCAGAAUGCUGCUGGGGUCAGGACCCAACCCCAAACUACAGCCAGGAUCACGACUCAACCCCAAACUACAGCCAGGAUCACAAUUCAACCCCAAACUAUAGCUGGGAAAAUAGACCCACUUAAAGUGCCAGGACAGUCCCAGAUCAAGACUCCAACUGGGGUCACAGUUCAAUCCCAGAUUGUAGCCAGUGUCAAAGCCCAAAUCCAGCCUGCAGUAGGGAGAACAGACCCUCCUAAUGCUCCAAGGCAGACUAGGAAGAUGGUUCACUUCCAACCCAAGCCUCUGAUAGCCAGGGAUGCAGCCCCAACCAAGGCUGAUGCCCAGACUCAGACCGCUACUGUCGUGGCAGAGGUGGUCUCUAUGCUGCAACACGGAGAUGUGAGACCUGCACCGCAGCCAUACCUGGUCCACAAAGAAGAGGUGCUGAGGAGGAUGGGUGCGCCAGAGAAGAUGUCAGUGAGAACGUUGCUGAUGUACACUGGGAAGAACCCUGCAGACCGAGACAGCAAGAACAGAUUGGUGAAAAACCUGAUUAAGGCUGGAAUCCCCCCCGUCGAGAUCCCUGCCUAUAUCACCAGUGCCUUCUCCAGGCUCACCGAGGGCGACACCACAAUGCUGUGUAGUGACAUGAAGUCCCUGGCUAUCAAACACCUCAACUUCACCAAAAUGGCCGAGCAGCUCAUAGAGGAGACCAACCCUGUGCAGCACUGGUCCAAGAUCAUCGAUACCAAAGCCCAGCUAGAGGAGAUGAGACUGUGUUUCAGGGACCCAGCUAACAGUCGUCUGAUGGACAAUGUGACCCACGGUAUGAGCACGGGCGUGAUGGACGCCACCUUCGACAUCAUCUCUACCCUCAUUGACUACCAGGUGCAGCUAAUCGCCUGUCUAGUGAACACCAUGCCUUCACACCAAACUCCCACUAGGACGGCUGUCAAAACUAGGCCUUCUCCGGCCCUUCAGACGUCCAUGUCCCUCGUCACCCCCCCUGUUAUCACCAAUCCGACGCCCCUGGGCCCAUUCGCCGCCCAACCCCCCUUGAAAAGUCUCUAUGUGAUAGCCCAGCCCCACAACAACGGGACUCAAACCCAGCCCCUCCGGUGCUGCCAAGAGACCCAGAACGAGACCCAGACAGACACCCAGCUCCCUAAGGAACCACUGAAACAUCAGAAGGGUCGAGGCGUCCAGCGUGGCCCCAGGGGAUCUUACAGGAAGAGAGCCGCUUCAGGGGCCUCAGACAGGAAACAGGAAGCGGCUCAGGAGAAGGGGAAGGGUAAGAAGGUUAAGCUAAACCCCUCCCCACACGUUGCCACGGAUACCAGGGAAGAGGGGAAUGCAAAGAUGGCCAAAAAGAGAACUCCUGGCAACACAGAAGGAAACUCUGCAGCUGGAUGUACACAAACGAAUUGAAAAGUUACAGAAUGUGUAGCUGCAAACUCCAGCAGAAAGGAAAACCCAACAGUUGUGCCAACAGAAACAUAGCCUCGUUCCAGAAACAGUUUCUGGCUCCUACACUUGUGUAGGCCUAGAUAUGAGGGGAUUGGAUAGGUGAAAGCAAUUGGAUAGGUAUAGCAAAUCAAAUUUGAUUUGUCACAUGCGCCGAAUACAACAGGUGUAGUAGACCUUACCUUGAAAUGCUUACUUACAGGCCCUUAACCAACAAUGCAGUUCA